This is a messenger RNA of Eremomyces bilateralis CBS 781.70, 1166 nucleotides long. RefSeq lists its product as uncharacterized. The record is from RefSeq and is a predicted model, not a curated record. The coding region runs from base 12 to 1055 and encodes 347 amino acids. Gene Ontology annotation, molecular function: fatty-acyl-CoA binding. Lineage: Eukaryota; Fungi; Ascomycota; Dothideomycetes; Eremomycetales; Eremomycetaceae. The transcript is spliced from 4 exons. Gene Ontology annotation, biological process: fatty acid metabolic process.
UUGAUGUUAUCAUGUCCGACUCCGUAGAUAGGGUAUUUAGUUAUGCUCUUAAUACCGUUAAUAAAGUCCACACGGGGGGGGGGAAACCGCCGGUUGCCACGCGAUUGAGGCUCUAUGGACUUUAUAAGCAAGCAAUGGAAGGGGACGUGGACGGGAUCAUGGAUCGACCCGAAGGAAAAACGGAGGAAGCCCAGCGCGCAAGGGAAAAAUGGGAAGCAUGGAAAUCACAGAGCAGCCUUUCGCGAACCGAGGCGAAACGACGGUACAUAUCGACUUUGAUCGAAGCCCUUCACAAGUUCGCCGACCCCAGCGACGAUACCCGAGAACUGGUGGCGGAGCUCGAAUUCGUCUGGGACCAGGUCAAAUCGAACGUCCCGUCCUCCUCAUCCUCCUCGCCCCUACAAACCCUCGGGUUGCCAACCGGCCUCCAAAACCCGCCUUCCUAUCCGUCGCUGAAUUCGCCGGAGCUGAUGGGAGGGUAUAGAACGCAGGACGAACGGAGAGAUAGGCAAGCGAUGCGAGUUGUCAGUCCGGUGUCGCAAGAGUUGGAGGACGACUUGGACGAUGGCGAUGAAUUUGUCGAUGCGCCGGAUUCACAGUACAACUACACCACACGAGAAAAAGAAGAAGAUGAGGAUCGAAGGUCCCCCGAAGGGGAAUCGCCUCGACCACCACGGCCCAACCUCGACCCUGGAGACAAGAAAUGGCGACGGCGAGUGGAGCAAGCGUUGGUCCGGUUAACGGCAGAAGUGGCAGCAUUGCGCGAGCAGCUAGAAUCGAGAAGAGUUUUCGGAGUGUCGAAGCACCAACGGGUGCUUCGCUGGGUGUGGCGGGGUUUUUGGGCAGUGGUCAAGCACAUGGUGUUUGAUCUGGCGAUCCUGUGGAUUGUCUUGAUAUGGAUGCGACAACGAAAGGACAAGCGGCUAGAAGGCGCAAUUCGGGUCCUUUUGGGCGACGCGGUGGCGCAGGUGCAAAAGGUUGGCGGCAAGCAGAUAUCGUCGCUUGGAAAGAUACAUCUGAGUUCUCGAUCGACCCGAAAGGGCUCGUCAUCCUGAUGAUGUCUAGAAUACACGUAAUGAGACAGCUUAGGCGACGAAACCAUGUAAGAUACUGUAAUCACAUAUUCAUGUGAACAGAAGAUGAUGUAUGAAUGAAAAUGUCACUUG